Messenger RNA from Rhizophagus irregularis DAOM 181602=DAOM 197198, 1597 nucleotides. The record is from RefSeq and is a predicted model, not a curated record. NCBI's taxonomy places the organism in Eukaryota, Fungi, Glomeromycota, Glomeromycetes, Glomerales, Glomeraceae.
CCUUAUUCCCUUAUUCCCUUUGAACGUAACGAUAACGGAUACGUUGUUAUCUAGCCAUGUACAAUAAAUAUCUGAUAUUAUCCUUGAUUAAUAUGCCUGAAAUACCGAAAACUUUUAAUUACAAAAUUUAUAAAAUGUCUAAUCGAAUUUAGAAAUCAAUUAGAUAUUCCAAGAAUUAAGGGUUGACGCGCAAUUUUUAUUCCCAAAAAAAAAAAAUAAAUGGUACUCUUUAAAAUUUUAAGUGAAUCAUGAUAAUACGAUGAUACACAUGGUCUAUUGAAAUUUUCCGAUUUGAGAUUUGCAACUUAUCAAUUGCAGAAACGUUAGUAUGAUUAUUCCAUUUUUAAUUCAAAUUAAUAAUUCUACUAUUACAAUAUCUAAAUAUGUAAAAAUUACUUUUAAGGAGUAUAAAAGACGCUUCAAUUAUGAAUUAACUUAUUUCACUCAGAGUUAAAAUGAACCGAUACUUAUAUGUUACUUUUUCUAUAUUAUGCGUCGUUAUAUUAACGACCAACACGAAUGCUUUUCCGGGUGACUUGGUUGAACCCCAUAAUAAAUCUUAUAUUGAACAAUAUCAAUCCGAAAAAUUGGAUUUUCUAACCGUUGGUGAUUGGGGUUACGAUGGGAUUGAACCAGGUCAAAUAUAUGGAAAUCAAAGUAUCGUAUCUAUGGCUAUGAAGGAUUGGGCUGAAUAUUAUAGUAGUGAUUUUAUAAUUAAUACUGGUGACAGCUUUUAUAUUAAUUAUGAUGGAGACCAUGAAGGAGUUAAUAGUGUGUAUGAUCCGAAAUGGAAUAAAGUCUGGAAAGAUGCAUAUAAAGGCAGAUUAGCUGAAAUUGUUUGGUACUCCGUAGCUGGAAACCAUGAUUGGUAUGGGAAUAUUACUGCUCAAGUUGAUUAUAGUUUAAAUUACGAUAAGCGCUUCUUCUUACCAUCAACAUUUUAUGUUCGUGAAUUGUACUUUGGUCCAAAAAACACGAAAGUCGUAUGGAUUCAUAUCGAUACAAAUAUUUUCUACUAUGAACCAUCAAACCCUGAAAAACUAGACAUGAUGACACAACUUAAACAAGUUGGAUGGGAUACUGUACAAACAAUUGAAGAUAAAUUAAAGUGGAUUGAAGAUAGAUUAAUUGAACAACAAAAUUCAACAUGGAUUUUCGUUGUUGGUCAUCAUCCUCUUGUUGCUACAUGCGCAAACCAAUAUUAUAUGGGGAGCUUGAGACCGCUUUUCGAGAAAUACCGUGUAGCUGCUUAUUUCUCGGGACAUGAACAUAAUUUAGCAAUAGAAACAGCAAAAGACGGUCAGCCUGUUACGUAUUUCUUAUCAGGUGCUGGUAGUAAAACAAGAAUAGGUUGUGAUGGAAGUGAUUGGGGUGCACCAGUUGGUACAUUGGGAUUUUUACAUACUAUUUUAACAGAAGAUAAAUUUACUUAUGAAUUUAUUGAUUCUACUACGGCUCUUGAACCUAAAAUAGUUUAUACAGGAUUUUUUACUCCUAGACCUUAGAUUUAUAUUUAUCUAUUUAUUUGUUAAUAUUAAUUAAAUUUUAACCGCGAUCCGCAGAUUUCAUUAUGUAUCACGUGGCGAAUAAGAUCUAA